Messenger RNA from Paramecium pentaurelia, 1214 nucleotides. NCBI's taxonomy places the organism in Eukaryota, Ciliophora, Oligohymenophorea, Peniculida, Parameciidae. The record is from the annotation of a GenBank genome assembly.
AUGGGUACUGUUUGUGUAAAAAAGCAACGACCUUCAAAAUCUCUAAACACAAAAGCUUAGACUUCUUAAAACAAAGAAAAUUAACCUUAACAACUGGGACAACCACCCUAAUAAACUAAUUUGAUUAAAGUGAAAGAAAACUCAUCUAAAUAACUAUUUUUAAGUGAUGUAAUAUCAAAUAUUUAUAAUAUAGUUUACAACUCCUAGGACAGAUAUGAAUGAAAAAUCUAUUCAAAGUAAAAGUGAACUUACUAAAGUUGAACCUCUAAAAUUUCAUACCUCACUUAAAGAAUCUGAUAAUAAUUAUUAUUUAAAUGAAGAUGCUCCAGAUUUAGAUAUAACUAAUUAGGUAUCAGAACCAUUAAUCUCAAACAAUAAAGUUCUGAAGAUUUUAAAAUCUUUAUAACCUUUUACAUAUGAUUUGGAUUAUGAUAAAAAUUUUAUUGAUUGCAUAUCUUUACCUCCAUAAGUAAGAUUCAUACCAAGUAUUUUAGAAAUUUAUAAAUACUGGCAUUAUAUAUGUAGGAUAAUGGAAGAAUAAAUAAAAAUAAGGCAGAGGACGUUAAUUUUGGCCUGAUGGUACUUAUUAUGAAGGAUAUUGGUAAAAUCAUGGAGCAAGUGGGAAAGGCAGAUUGAUUCACCCAGAUGGAUCUUAUUAUGUAAAUUUUAGGUUUUCUAAAUUUACAGGAAGGUAAUUGGAUGGAUGAUUUACAAUCAGGAUUUGGGAAAUUUGUAGAUAAUGAGGGUAAUUAUUAUGAAGGAGAAUGGAAGCAUGAUGAAAAGGAUGGUUAUGCUAUUGAAUAUUGGAUAUCAGGAGAUUAAUAUUAAGGCUAAUAUCUUUGUGGUAUGAAAAAUGGUAAAGGUAAGUAUUUAUGGGCAAAUGGUAAUAGUUAUGAAGGAACUUAUGUAAAAGAUUAGAUUCAAGGUAUGGGAACAUACAAAUGGCCAGAUGGUCAAGAGUAUACUGGUGAGUGGUUUUAGAAUUAAAUGCAUGGUAAAGGUACAUUUAAAUGGCCUAACGGUAAUAAAUAUAUUGGAGAGUAUAAAGAAGAUAAGAAAGAUGGAUAAGGAAUUUUUUAUUUCUCAGAUGGUAGAACAUUCAAGGGAACUUGGAUUUAAGGUAAAUAACAUGGAGUUGGUGUACUUACAGAAUUGGAUGGAAAAGAAGCUGUUGGAAUUUGGGAUAAAGGAAAGUUAGUUUCAAAAGAAUGAUU